GGUUUCCAUCUCACGUGAUAAUUAGCAUAUUCGUCAUAAUACAUCGGAAAAGAAGAGAAAUUCGAAGAAAAAAGGAAAAAAAUGGCAAGUUGUGGAAGUACAACAUCGAAAAUAUGCUUGUCUGUCAUUGGAUUCAUUUUCUGGGGAGCUGCAGCAGCUCUGAUAUUUCAGGACCUGGUGUUAUCCACUACAAUCACUUCAGUUGAAUUGAAGCGACUAUUGUUUCAGUUUUUUGCACUGCUACUUGUUGUUCUAACAGCAGAAGUAACCGCUGGUGUUGUAGGAUACAUCUUCAGAAAGGAGUUGCACAAGGCAGUACAUGAUGGUCUAGAGGAUGCUGUGGACAAGUAUGAUACCAAUUCUACUACAGAGAAAGAUCAGAUAGAUUACCUGCAAGCUGAGUUGAAAUGCUGUGGUAUAAUGAAUGCCUCGGACUGGGGGACUGCUAAAUUGUGGCAAAAUAAGACGUUGGUACCCCACAGUUGUUGUAAUGUGUCCAAAGAUGCUAUGUGUGAUCGUCACAUCAAACCAGGAAACACAGAUAUCUACAAGGAUGGGUGUUUGGAUAAAUUGGAGAAGAAGUUUGAGAGGAAUCUUGUUUAUAUUGCUGGUGUGGCCAUUACAUUCGCCAUUAUACAGCUUCUUGGAAUGAUCUGCAGCUGUAUAUUGAUGUGUCGAUCACAGGAAGUGCGCUAUGAAAUCCUGGGAGGGCCUAACUCUGGGCUUAGAGUGUAAUGAGUCACAGUUAAAAAAAGUGCAGUGUAAAUAUAAAAAAGUCAGCAACAUUGAAAUGCAGUUUGUUUACUUCUGUCAAUUUAUAAUAUAUUAUAAAAUUUAGGGAGAAAGAUAUGAAAAGUUUUCACCUUGUAUUUUAUAAUGCCCCCCUUCGAAGAAGGAGGGGUAUAUUGUUUUGCAGAUGUCGGUCGGUCGGUCGGUCUGUAUGUAGGCCAAUCCGUUUCCGGAUGAUCACUCAAGAACACUUGGGCCUAGGAUCAUGAAAGUUGAUAGGGGAGGUUGGUCAUCACCUGCAGAUGACCCCUAUUGAUUUUGAGAUCUGUAUGUCAAAGGUUAAGGUCACAGUGACCUUGAACAGUUGAACGGUUUCCGGAUGAUAACUCAAGAACGCUUGGGCAUAGGAUCAUGGAAGUUGAUAGGGGGGUUGGUCAUGACCAGCAAAUGACCCCCAUUGAUUUUGAGGUCAGUAUAUCAAAGUUCAAGGUCACAGUGAACCAGAACAGUUAAAUGGUUUCCGGAUGAUAACUGAAGAUUGCUUGGGCCUAGGAUUGUGAAAGAUGAUAGAGAGGUUCAUCAUGACCAGCAGAUGACCCCUAUUGAUUUUAAGGUCAGUAGGUGAAAGGUCAAGGUUACAGUGACCCGGAGCAUUUAAACCGUUUCCAGACAAUAACUUGAGAACACAUGGGCAUAGGGUCAUGAAACUUAAUAGGGAGGUUGGUCAAGACCUGUAGAUGGUCCCUAUAGAUUUUGAGGUCUAAAGGUCAAGGUCACAUUGACCCGGAACAGUUAAACCCUUUCUGGACGAUACCUUGAGAACGCUUGGGCCUAGGAUCACGAACCUUAAUAGGGAGGUUGAUCAUGACCAGCAGAUGACCCCUGUUGAUUUUGAGGUCAGUAGGUCAAAGGUCAAUAUCACAUUGAACCAAAACAAUAGAGUUUUUGUUUACAGUGAGCAAAUAAUUUCUGUUCCUUGUGCAAUUACUGAAUGCAUCAAGGGGGGCAUUUCGUGUUCGACGAGCUCUUGUUACAUGAUGUGACAUUCUAUUGUUAGUUGUAUUUUAUACAUUUCUCAAGUUAUUGAUAGAUUUAGUACACUGUUCAAAGUAAUAGUUUUGAUUUUUGCAUAAUUUAAAGUCAUUGCAAUAUGUAGUAAUAGUUGUAAUAUAAAUGUAUUGUUAUUAUGUAUUUAGUGAAUGAUGUCUUUUUUUCCCCAUUCGUUUGGUCUAGAGAUAAGAUUUUAUUGAUACUUUAAUUACUUCUACAAUUUGUAUUUUUUGUAAGGUGGAGAAAAAUUUCGUUGUGUGAUAUGGGGGCAUUUCCACAGAAAACAAUAAGUCUGGAUCGGUAAUGAGCAGCAUUGAACUGUUUAUGAUUGGUAUACCAUGUUUAAAAUUGAAAUACAAUAUUGUAUUAACACAUCACACUCGACCUUUUGUGAAUUUUCUACCAGUGUUCAUUUCUUUCUGGUCACCAUGUAUGAAAAUAAAUCAGAGAGAUGCAAUAGACAUUUUGAGUGUUCAAAAGGGAAACAUGAAUGGCAAUGAAAAUCUUUUUCUUUUUUUCAAAUUAUGCCAGAAAGAAAUGCCAGGGGCCUUUUCAUGAAUCCUUCUUAGGGCAAACUUAGAACUUGGGUGCAAGGUGGUUCACCAAUAUCAUUUUAGGUAUUUAAAAUUAAUUUUAACUUUUCGGCUAUUUGUAGACCCUAAGCAUUACAACCUUAAUAGUGACGUCAUAAUAUGGCAUUAAGGACAUCUUUUAAAAAUGGUAUUAGUAAUGUUCAUUAGAGGAAAUGGAUGAUAAAAGUUGAUACUGGGAGAACUUAGGACAAAUCUUAAGAACUUUCGUGAAAUUGUUCCCGGAGAUCCUGAAAUCCUGUAUAUCAAACUGAUACAAGUUAAAAAAGAAAUUCAACAGAAAUUUAUCAAGAAUAAGUAUUUUAGUUUUGUUAUUAAUGUAUUCUUUAUUUUGUGAAUGUACUGAAUAAGUAUUUCUUUAAAGUAAGUGAUAAACAAGGCUUUCGUGUAUAGUUUGCUUAUCUAUCUUCUGUCAACCUUGUAAUUUUGAAUACUAGUAUUAAGUGCUAUGAUUUAUCAGUGGUGUAAAAUAAUUGUUAUUUAUUUUAUGAUUGCAAAUUGUGUGUAUGUUGAGUGAUUUAGUUUAGAUAUUCUAUGUAAAUUUAUCUAAUAUGGGAAUCACUUCAUUGAAGUUUUGUGAUGAAUACAAGUUGAUAAUUGUGUAAAUUUUGCUAGAAAAAUUUUACUUCUUUCAAAAGUAUCUCCUUAUAAAUAACCCUAUAAAAAAUUAAAACAUUUUACAGACAGAAAUGGAUAAACUUUUGAAAUUGAAAAUAAGCAUUGUUGACAAAAGUGUAUUACAUUUGCCAGCAUUUCUAGUCUAGACACUUGCUGAAAUAGACAAAUUUAUGUUGUUUUAGUUUGUGAAGUACUUUUCAUUGAAACAGAAAAAAUGCACAUGGCAUGUCUUAAUGGCUCUGGCAGCAGGAUCUAUAUUAAGUUAGAUUUGAUUACGACUAUUUGUCUCUAAUUAUAAAACUGAAAGAUGACAGUCUGCAGUCGCUUUCAGUCAUGUAGGGGAAAUAAACAGUUUGUUACCCUGGGAAAGGUACUACCUUGUUACUUCCCUUUAAAGGAAAUGUACAUGUAUGUGAUAAUUCUUUACCCUGAAUCUCAUUUUAUGCAACAAGUUUAAACUACUGAUUGUUUAUGAGGCAGGUUGUGAUUUUAUUCCGAAAGCUUUAAACAAGAAUUAAAGCUUUUUCUUUUGUUUUCCUUUCUAUCUAGAAACAAAAUUUUAAAAAUGGAAAGAAAACAAAAAAAUUAAAGGUUAUAUACCAUUUUUAGCUCAUCUGAUUUUUUUAAAAAAAAUGAUGAGUUAUUGUCAUCACUUGAGCGGUUGUCGGCGUCGGCGUCGGUGUCGGCGUCGGCGUCUGCGUCGGCGUUGCCUGGUUAAGUUUUAUGUUUAGGUCAGCUUUUCUCCUAAACUAUCAAAGCUAUUGCUUUGAAACUUGGAAUACUUGUUCACCAUCAUAAGCUGACCCUGUAUAGCAAGAAACAUAACUCCAUCUUGAUUUUUGCAAGAUUUAUGGCCCCUUUUGUACUUAGAAAAUAUCAGAUUUCUUGGUUAAGUUUUAUGUUUAGGUCAACUUUUCUCCUAAACUAUCAAAGCUAUUGCUUUGAAACUUGGAAUACUUGUUCACCAUCAUAAGCAGACCCUGUACAUCAAGAAACAUAAUUCCAUCUUGCUUUUUGCAAGAAUUAUUGCCCCUUUUGGACUUAGAAAAUCAGUUUUCUUGGUUAAGUUUUAUGUUUAGGUCAGCUUUUCUCCUAAACUGUCAAAGCUAUUGCUUUAAAACUUGCAACACUUGUUCACCAUCAUAAGUUGACCCUGUACAGCAAGAAACAUAACUCCAUCCUGCUUUUUGCAAGAUUUAUGGCCCCUUUUGGACUUAGAAAAUAUCAGAUUUCUUGGAUAAGUUUUAUGUUUAGGUCAACUUUUUCUCUUAAACUAUCAAAGCUAUUGCUUUGAAACUUGCAAUUCUUGUUCACCAUCAUAAGCUGACCCUGUACAGCAAGCAACAUAACUCCAUCCUGCUUUUUGCAAUAAUUAUUGCCCCUUUUGGACUUAGAAAAUCAUUUUCUUGCUUGAGUAUUAUGUUUAAGUCCACUUUUCUCAUAAACUAUCAAACCUAUUGCUUUAAAACUUGCAACAGUUUUUCACCAUCAUAUGUGGACACUGAACAUCAAGAAACAUAACUCUAUCCUGCUUUUUGCAAGAAUGAUGCCCCUUUUUAGACUUAGAAAAUCAUGGGUAGGACAAUAUUUCUAUUACACAAAAAAAAUCAGAUGAGCCUCAGCACCCGCAAGGCGGUGCUCUUGUUGUUCUUUCAGGUCAUUUUGUAAACAUUUCGACAGAACUCUUCAUAAUGUUUAUAUUUCAGGCUGUCCAGCAUUCCUAAAAUGCCUGACUUUUUUUCCCUAAAUUCCUGUUGUUUUUUUGGGGGAAGUACUUCAUUCUAAAUAUGUUUUAUUGUAGUUUUAUAGGUCUAUAUAGUGCAAGCACUUUUAUCCAGUUAUAGACAACUGACCAGCGGUUCCAUGGGUUCAGUCUUGUUAUCCCCCGACGAAAGUCGGAGGGAUAUAGUUUUGGCAUUGUCCUUCCAUCCGUCCGGAGCUAUAUCUAGGAAAUGGUUGGGAAUAUUUAUUUAAAACUUCAUAUUCAUGUUCACCACUAUGAGUUCUUGUGGCCCGUCAAGUUUCAGUCAGAUUGCCCAAGUAACACCAGAGUUAUGGCCCUUAGAAAUUUCUAGUGUUAACUAUAUAGGGUACUAUAAAUAUGGCAAUUUCUGCAUCAUAACUUUUGAUAUAUUUGACCUAGAACUAUGAAACUUAAACAGAAUUUAGAUCACCAUAAUGUGGUUGUGUACACACAAUUCCAUUUGGAUUUGUUUGUAAAUUAAGAGUUAUUGCCCUUUAAUUGUAUAAAAAUCCACAUAUUUGUACAUAACAAACUUACCAUUUGGUAGAAUUUCAUUAAAUUUCUUUCAUUCUUUUCCAUGAAAAUUUGUUGUGAAGUUGUGUACCCACACUGGUCACCCCCUUACCUUGAUCACACCCCUCCCUAUCCCCCCCCCCCCCCCCCCCCCCAAAAAAAAAAAAGAGUCUUAUUUAAAAAAAUUUAAACAAACUUCAUACACAUGUUCACCACUAUGAGGUUAUGGGGCCCAUCAAGUUUCAGACAGAUUCAAUAUAUCUUACCUGUUUUCUUCAAGAUAUCUUACCUGUGUUCUUUUAAGUUCAAAUGUAUAUAUUAAACAGCAACACCUGGUGCCAAACCACUCAAAGACAAUAUUUCGUUCCAGUUAAACUUCACUGCCAUGUUCAAGAUAUCUUACCUGUGUUCUCUUAAGAACAUCUGUUCUUUUAAGUUCAAAUGUACAUGUUAAACAGCAACACCUGGUGCCAAUCCACUCAAAGACAAUAGUUCGUUCCAGUUAAACUUCAAGCUCACAUUUCAAGUAACUGCAUUUAAUUUUGAAAGCUAAGCUUACUACAGUAAGCAUAUCCCAUUCAAAAUAAAUUCUUUAGUCAGGAUCAAAGUAUCAUACAUUUAUUAUGUACUCUUUUAAACAUUUGUUUUCUGUUAAAUUGAUUUUGACUAAUGAAAUUAUUUGCUUCUUAUUAACAUCCUUAACUUUUUGGCGGAUAUAUUUUUUUGCCAUUCCUCACCACAAACCCUUUCGGCGGGGGAUACCAAUUCAUCGAAUUUGCUUGUUAUUGGCUGUGACUGGAUGAUAUGGAUGUGAAUUCUGAAGGUCUAUAAUACAGUGAAAAUUCUUAAUUUUAGCCCAGAAAUAUCUGAGAAAUUGUAACAAAUUCCAAAUUUUAGCCCUAAAUUUCAUUUAAAAAUCACCAUAAAAUUUGCCCUAAAUUUUUGUCAGGGGGUGCUUGACAUCCUGAUAUUUGCUUUUUUAUUCAAAGCUUAAGUAAGCUUAUUGUCUCAAAUUGUAAUUUAGUUCUAGUGAUAUCCUGUCAUUUUGUAUUUACCAAAUGUCUUAGUUUCACUGGUAUUACCAAGAUUUUAUAUAAAAUUAUAAAUUCGAUUUAAAUUUGCAUUUUUUCCUACACUACAAAAUCGUACAAGAUUUGAAUCACCAAUCAUAAUCACCAUAUACUAAUAAUUUUUAGUUUUCUAUGGAUUGUUGGUGUUUUAAUGUUAAUGAACACAUUCAAACAGUAAGCUUAUCAGUGUUGGUGAAUUGUAUGAAGAGCAAGAUCAUUUUUCAAAGACAGUAUCGAUAGGAAUUCAUGUGCGGCCUAAGUGGAAGUCUGAUGCUAAGACAUGAUUGUUUAUGAUUUGAUAUUUAUAUUUGUUGACUUACUUAAUCUUACUUAAUCUGUUACAGAUUCAAUUUUCAUGCACCAGACUUACUCUCACUGUAUAUAGUGCUUUUUUCAAUAAAGACUUGUGAAGUGUG
Messenger RNA from Mercenaria mercenaria, 6730 nucleotides. RefSeq names its product tetraspanin-3-like. Bases 82 to 735 code for a protein of 217 amino acids. NCBI's taxonomy places the organism in Eukaryota, Metazoa, Mollusca, Bivalvia, Venerida, Veneridae. The transcript has 7 exons. The record is from RefSeq and is a predicted model, not a curated record. Gene Ontology annotation, cellular component: membrane.